UCCAGGUUGUAAUGUUUUAUACAUUGAUGUUUUGCAGAAGGUAACUAUCAAACUGUCCAACAUAAUUGGCAUAGCGAAGGAGCCAUUUGACCCUGAAACUUACGUGGAAGAGGACUUUUACAAGACUGAUGCGACUGGGUUCAAAAGGUGCAUGCCACCUGGCAACAUGAUUCGCUGGAGAAAAGUUAACAAUCCAGAUGGAACAUCUUCGGUUGAAAGCAAUGCAAGAUUUGUAGAGUGGAAAGACGGGAGUACUCAGCUGCUAAUUGGAAACGAGGCUUUUGACGUAUCUGAGCAAGAAGUUAAAGACAUUCAGUCGCAUAUUUUUAUGAAGCAUAAAAAGGGUAUCUACGAAGCACAAGGAAAAGUCUCGAAGAAUAUGAAGUUCAUGCCGUCAUCUUUAUCUUCAAAUUCCCAUCGUUGCUUAACUGCUCUUGUCGAUUCAAUGCAUAAAAAGGUCAACAAAGUCAAAGAGUACAUCACUGAUGUCGACCCUGAGAGGAUGAUUGAUCAAAACGAAAAGUUAGAGAGGCAAAGAAUCAAAGCUACUAAACAGCUUAAUAACAAGAAGAAGAAAGUCGCUGACAAGUACAGUCCUAAAGGCUACAAGGAGACUCAACUUACGUCUGGUUUCCUAGACGAGGAUGAUGAGCAGGGUGAUGAUCUGGAUCUGGAAAUGGAAGCUGCAGUGGAGAAGCGCAUUAUGAAUGCAAAGAAGGUGCCAAAAUAUACUCGCAAAUCAUCACCAUCCAAUGUUAAGCUGGAAGGAAAUGAAGUAGAGGAAAUGCAAGAGGGAGAAGAGGAAGAAUUCUACGAGGAUUCAGAAGUUGAAGCUGAGAUGGGCAGUUCAAAACCAAAAGGCAAGAAGUCAGGACGAAGACUCAUCAAGAAGUACAUCGAUUCCGAUGAGGAUGCACCACAGAGGAUAAGUGCCACCACCAGACGCAAGAAUGCCAUCAUUUAUGACAGUGACGACGAAUAAGACGGACUGCAGAGUCGCAUGUUUUACGGAAAAGGAAGCUCUUCAAAUUACUUAAGCCUGUCAUAAAUCAUAGAGACAGUGAGUGAUUCUUUUCUGGUUAUUGGUACGAACAAAAGUGAUAACUGACUGAACUUAACUGACUUAACCGACUUAACUGUGGUUUUUGGAACCUUAACUGACUGAACUGAAACCCUAAAUUUGUUCUGUUUCAUCUGCA
Erythranthe guttata (spotted monkey flower) is the source of this 1199-nucleotide messenger RNA. The record is from RefSeq and is a predicted model, not a curated record. NCBI's taxonomy places the organism in Eukaryota, Viridiplantae, Streptophyta, Magnoliopsida, Lamiales, Phrymaceae.